This is a messenger RNA of Ixodes scapularis (black-legged tick), 888 nucleotides long. RefSeq lists its product as uncharacterized. NCBI's taxonomy places the organism in Eukaryota, Metazoa, Arthropoda, Arachnida, Ixodida, Ixodidae. The record is from RefSeq and is a predicted model, not a curated record. Bases 1 to 735 code for a protein of 244 amino acids. The transcript is spliced from 4 exons.
AUGACCAAGCUGUCUGAGGCAAGACGGCACAGGGCUCACAGGUGGGCAGCUAGAGAGGCUGCUAAGACUCCUGUGGUUCAGAAUGCAGUUGUGCCACCAGAACUGGAUGCUGAAUCUGCAUCAAACGAGCUGACAGCACUUAGUAAAGCUCUUGGUCCAGCUGGUCCAUUCAACAAAGAAAGGCUGUUUUUGCUGCUGCAUGCCACGCUCGGGGAACGCAAAACCAGUCCUGUGGCUUGUCUGCCGUGCUACUUUCUUAAUGAAGAUAUUAUGACUCUAGAGACAGAGCUAAGGUUUGGCGACAACGUGGCUAAUCUGUUGCAGAGACUAUCGAAGGUUAAGCAACUGGUAUCUACUAUCUGCAACCGGCAGAUGGACUUUGCCGAGAUCGACGAUUACCUUAGGGGAAGACAUGCUAAAUGUGCACUCAUAACAUUGAGCGACGUCUCCGCUGAGGACACAGCAUCUCCUGGCCCAAGGAUCUUCUGGGGCAUAUCGACAAAAAUCGUCUCUUGUGGAGGGCCUGGCGAAAUCAUCAAGCUAAAUGACGCUACUUUGGAGAAGGCUCUACUCCUUUGCCUAACGGUGUAUUAUGUCAAGGACAUAACAUACCCCUCGGCAUUUGCGCAAACGUUGGGGCUCGUGCAAAGUGCGAUAAGCAAUGGUGAAAAAUUUCCCCGCUGCUGGGCUAACAGCAAGCUCGUAAAGAUUCUCGAGAGCAUGAAGGUUACGUAAACGUACAUAUGUUUACUGCGGCAAAGUCACUGCAGGUGUUAUUUCACAGAGGAAGAUUAUACCUGGCUUUAACGUAAGAAAGUACUCGUUCAUCUUACAACGCAAGUGCAUAAAAAAGAGUAGUUUUUUUUGCAAAUGCACGAUUAAUGUAAC